Penicillium atrosanguineum is the source of this 1419-nucleotide messenger RNA. Its product is annotated as putative MFS transporter. Lineage: Eukaryota; Fungi; Ascomycota; Eurotiomycetes; Eurotiales; Aspergillaceae. Gene Ontology annotation, molecular function: transmembrane transporter activity. The transcript has 9 exons. The record is from RefSeq and is a predicted model, not a curated record. Bases 1 to 1419 code for a protein of 472 amino acids. Gene Ontology annotation, biological process: transmembrane transport.
AUGGAAAAGCCGACUCUGUUCGAAGCCCGUGAGAUGGACAGCUCUGCCAGUCUAUCGCAGUCUCAUGAGACUCACGAUUCCAAAGACGGUGUCAUGGAUCCUCGGAACCCGCAGAAUUGGAGCUCAACACGCAAGAUGCUGCUCUUCAUCUCGCUCAUGUCGAGCUCCCUGCUCGCUGAUGGCGCAAUGGUCUGGGGCUCAACGCUCGUCACCCAGCAGGCCAUAGACUGGGAUAUCACCAUUGACCAUUCGGCCACAAGUAUGAACUGGGGCAUUCUGCUGCAGGGCUUCGGCGGGAUCUUCGCCGUCCCACUCAUUGAAGCCUAUGGUCGUUAUCCCGUCUGGCUAUGGCCUCAGGUGAUCACGAUGUUCAUGGUGUUGGGCGCCACCCUCUCCAAUGACUACUCAACCUUUACCGUCUUUCGCUCGCUGCAGGGCUUAUUCGGUACCGUGCCACAGGUGAUUGGACUGCCUAUAAUUCAUGACAUGUAUAGUUCGCAUGAAUGGCCACGUAUGAUCAAUAUAUGGGGCACCACGUUCCUGGUCGGUCCGUUCCUAGGUCCUGCGCUCGCGGGCUACAUUGGUGCAGGUACAAAUUGGCGCGACUCUUUCGGUGUCUUGACUGCCAUAUAUGGUGUGUCGACGGUUAUGGUUCUCGCCUUUGGCCGCGAGACAUACUAUGCACCGGAUAAGGCGCCUGGCUCACGUCUUGGCUCAUACUUUGGCAUCGGAAAUACCAAGCUGCCCAAGCUGUCCACGCUGGGAUUUUGGUGCCAGAGACUCGUUGUCUAUGUGUUCAAGUUUCCCUUGCUGAUGACAGGUUUUGCCGUCCUGGUGACGUUUACUUGGCCAAUUGGCAUCACGACAACAAUCGACACCUUCCUGCACAGUCCGCCCUACCUCUUCGACACGAUCGAGGCGUCAUCUAUGCGUUUCGCCGGUGUGAUCGGAGCGCUGUGUGGCUGGGCUUUCGGUCACUUCUUCAACGAAUGGAUAUACCAUCGCCAUAGUGCCAACUGGCGCACCGAGCUGCGUCUGCACGGCGUGUGGGUCCCAAUUGGGAGCAUGGCCUGUGGUUUACUCACGUAUGGUCUGACCAUGAACUUUGGCGAACACUGGAUCGGAUUGGCCUUUGGUUGGAUCAUGGUGAACAUCGGCAUGGUCGGCACCAUUGUCGCAAUCACGGCCUAUGCGCUAGAAAAAUACCCCAAUCAGUCCACCUGCGUGUCCGCUAUCCUCAACAUGUGGCGCACAUGUGGCGGCUUCGCUGUAGGAUAUUUCCAGCCCGAGUGGAUUGUGCGCAAUGGCCUUGGUCUGGUAUUCGGUAUCCAGGCUAUCGUCGUCUGCAUUGCGGUCGUCCUAACCAUCACUCCUGUGCUGUUGGUCGAGCGACGCAAGCAGGCAUCAGGCGCUGCAUGA